This is a messenger RNA of Paramecium sonneborni, 780 nucleotides long. The record is from the annotation of a GenBank genome assembly. Lineage: Eukaryota; Ciliophora; Oligohymenophorea; Peniculida; Parameciidae.
AUAAAAUGGGAUUUUUAUGUUCCAAGCAAAAAGAUAAUCAUAUACAUAAAUAAGUUGAAACUUAGAAACAAGAGAACAUUCGUUAAAGUUUAAGUACUACCAAAGAGGCAAUUGACUUUGUUGAAAGUACUUCUUUGGCAAAUUUGAUGAGAACUAAGCCAAUUAAAUCUUAUUUGGCUGAACAAAUUGAGUAAUAAUAAAUUUAGGUGGAUUCAUGUGAAAUAUUAGCAGAUAAGAUAGAAGCCAAAUCUUAAUUAAUUAUUCGUAGCUAUAAUCAUUUUACUGAAAAAGCUUUGAAAAUAAAAUCGAAAGUAUUAGAGUAUUACAGGAAUGAAUAUAUGAAUUAUAUUAAUUCCAAUCUUGAUACAAAUAAAAAUAAAGAAUUUAUAUAAAAAGAAACAAUUUAAGUAAAUUAAAUAUGAUUUCAACUUAUAGUUACUUGUUGAAACUACAGUCAUACUAAAUUGCUUGAUGGAUAAGAACUUUGAUGAUGAAAUUGAACUAUGGUGGGGAGACAAUUACUUUAGUGAUCGAAUAUAGAUUCUAGCUCUUACUGAUAUUGAUUGUUCUGAUAACACAGACAAUAUCACUGCUCCCAUUAUUCAAUAUAUCAAUGCUUUAAAAAAUAAAAUAAUUUAAGUCAUUCCAGUAUAAAAUAAUCAACCUAAAUCUAUUUCAAAUAGUGUUGCUAUAACUAAUGUUCAUCUAACUCAAUUCUAUAAAGAUCUUAAGUUGGAAUUUGCCAAAAAGGUCGAAGAAGAAGAAGAAAUCAACUAAUGA